AUGGUGGCCGUGCGUGAAGCAGCAAAACUCAAGAUUAUCGUCGUCGGCGCCGGCAUAGGGGGUCUCGGGGCCGCAAUUUCCUUGUUACUCGCAGGGCACCAUGUACAGGUCCUCGAAGGUGCGAAAGAGCUCGGGGAGGUUGGCGCCGGCAUUCAGAUCCUCCCGAACGGUGCGCGAGUGCUUCGAUCUUGGGGCAUGGAAGAUACCUUACAGAUGAACGCGAUGGAGCCUCGCAUGUCGAACAUGAGGAACUGGAAGGGAGACCUCCUCACAUCUUGGGACUAUCUUGUUGCAGCGAAAACCUAUAGCGCCCCAUUCUGGGACUUCCACCGCGCGGAUCUUCAUCGCGCCCUGGUGGACCGUGCUCUCGAAUUGGGCGGUGAUAUUGUCUGCAACAUGACCGUAGCUGACGUCUUGUGCGAUACACCCUCAGGCCAUGCAACGGUCGUGACCAGAGGAGGUAAAACUCACACGGCGGACCUGGUCGUAGGAGCAGACGGUGUGCACAACACCUUGAGGGCUGUUUUGAGCGGGCGCGACGAACCGCCCACGCCUACGGGAGACCUUACCUACCGCUUACUCCUGGAUGCCUCAGUCAUGCUAUCGGAUCCCGAGUUGGCAGAAUUUGUCGACGAUCCCCAAGUCAACUCUUGGAUAGGGCCGGAUGCCCAUAUUGGUGAGAACCUCAUUAUUCAAUCCCAAUCCAAACCCUCAUACGUGCGCACACAUCCUCAGCGGAGUCAUGCCAAUAUCACCGACUCGUAUCGCUCUCUAGUUAAUUAUAUUCUCCGACAAGGAAGUCUCUUUAACAUGGUUCUAUGUAUGCCGGAUGACAUUCCAGACAAGGUGCGCGUGGCACAUGGAAAUAUUGAGGAGCUUAAGCACUUUUACAAGGACUGGGAUCCUCGUAUUGUCAAACUCAUCAACAUCUCCAAGGCUGCCAACAAGUGGAAGCUAUGCAUCCGGGAAGAGCUUGAUCACUGGUACCACCCUUCUGGGACCUUAGUGCUGCUUGGGGAUGCCGUACACGCUACUCUCCCGUACCUAUCUUCGGGAGCUGGCAUGACGCUGGAAGACGCUGGCGCCCUUGGCGAGUGUCUAUCCAGGAUCAAGUCCAAAUCCGGUGCCGAGAUACAACACGCCCUCGCCGUAUUCCAGGAGUGUCGCAAACGGCGCACUGAGCGCACCGUCAAACGCAGUUCGCUACAACAACACCUGCCCCACCUGCCUGACGGCCCAGAGCAGGAGCAGCGUGAUGUCUUGUUGAGAAUACCUGGGCCUGUCCGUGGAGAAGCAUUUGUCUGGAGGGAUCCGGACAUCGAGCCUUGGCUACUAGGCAAUGAUCACGUUAAAGAUGUAAGUACUCCUAGGCGAACUCUCUCAAGGCUUGCCUAG
Messenger RNA from Exophiala oligosperma, 1395 nucleotides. RefSeq lists its product as uncharacterized. The coding region runs from base 1 to 1395 and encodes 464 amino acids. The transcript is spliced from 3 exons. Gene Ontology annotation, biological process: secondary metabolite biosynthetic process. The record is from RefSeq and is a predicted model, not a curated record. Gene Ontology annotation, molecular function: FAD binding; monooxygenase activity. Lineage: Eukaryota; Fungi; Ascomycota; Eurotiomycetes; Chaetothyriales; Herpotrichiellaceae.